Messenger RNA from Batrachochytrium dendrobatidis JAM81, 1242 nucleotides. RefSeq lists its product as uncharacterized. Gene Ontology annotation, cellular component: nucleus; cytoplasm. The annotation marks the transcript as partial. The transcript has 7 exons. NCBI's taxonomy places the organism in Eukaryota, Fungi, Chytridiomycota, Chytridiomycetes, Rhizophydiales. Gene Ontology annotation, molecular function: protein serine/threonine kinase activity; ATP binding. Gene Ontology annotation, biological process: protein phosphorylation. The record is from RefSeq and is a predicted model, not a curated record.
GGCGAAGAAGCUUUUCUGGGAAUGAUGAAGAUUCGACCUCCUAGAGUCGGUGACAAACGUCAUGAUAAUUGGUUUAGGUUGGUAAAUAUUAGUGGUGACAUUCGUGUUCAAAUCAAAUACCAGCAGAUCGAGGAAAAGCCACUUACCGCCGCCGAUUUUGAUCUCUUGAAGGUUCUUGGAAAGGGGAGUUUUGGAAAAGUACUUCAGGUGCGCAAAAAAGACACUGGGCGGAUCUAUGCUAUGAAAGUUCUUGUAAAAAAAGAUAUUGUUGAACGGCAAGAGGUUCAGCAUACUUUAUCCGAGCGUAAUGUGCUUAUUCAAGCAUCGCAUCCCUUUCUGGUGGGUCUUAAACAUUCAUUUCAAACCCCAGAAAAGUUAUACCUUAUCCUGGACUACAAAAAUGGUGGCGAGCUUUUUUUUUACUUGCAACGAGAAACGGCAUUUAGUGAGCAACGUGCCAAGUUUUAUGUCUGUGAGCUGAUCCUGGCUAUUCAACAUCUCCACAAGUACAACAUUGUUUAUCGCGAUCUCAAACCAGAAAACAUUUUGUUGGACUGCCAUGGCCAUAUUGCAUUGACUGAUUUUGGGCUAUGCAAAGAAAAUAUGACAUAUGAUGAGACUACACACACUUUUUGCGGAACCUCCGAAUAUCUUGCACCAGAAGUGCUUACUGGUCAAGGAUAUGGCAAGGCUGUAGAUUGGUGGUCAUUAGGAAUUCUUUUUUACGAAAUGACGACUGGGCUUCCACCAUUCUAUUCUGAAAACAUCAAUCUAAUGUACAAAAAGAUCCUUCAUAACGAACUCGUGUUUCCACCUGAAUUUCCAUCGUAUGCACAAUCAUUUUGCCGUGGAUUGAUUGAGCGCGAUCCCAAACGACGACUUGGUGCUGGACCGGAAGAUGCCGAGGAAAUUAAGCGGCAUCCUUAUCUUAUCGACAUUGAUUGGAAUCUUUUAGCAAAGCGUAGAAUACAACCGCCAUUUAAACCUCAGGUGGCAUCUGAGUUGGAUACAACCAAUUUCGAUCCUGCAUUUACCGACUCUAUACCCGUCGAUUCACUUACAGCAGAUGCUCCUAUUUCAGAGACAUUGCAGGAGAAUUUUAAAGGAUUCACAUUUACUAAUGAUAGUGCUCAUUUGGCUGGAAGCUCAAUGAGUUCUGGUAGCGCAAUGAGUACUGGAAGUUUCAUAGGCACAAAUUCAUCACAUGGUCCCAGUUCAAUUUCUAGUCGACUUCGAUCUUAG